Messenger RNA from Ostrea edulis (European flat oyster), 1250 nucleotides. Its product is annotated as integumentary mucin C.1-like. The transcript is spliced from 9 exons. The coding region runs from base 84 to 1223 and encodes 379 amino acids. The record is from RefSeq and is a predicted model, not a curated record. NCBI's taxonomy places the organism in Eukaryota, Metazoa, Mollusca, Bivalvia, Ostreida, Ostreidae.
CAAUGAUACACUACAAAUGCUAGUCUUGACCUUAAAAUGUCUUGACUGUGUUUAACACUUUGGUGAUAAGAGUAACGACAAAUAUGCAUACUGGACAUAUUCUAUUGAUUCUAUCAACACACUGGAUUUUUUCAAAUGGUAUGACAGCAUGCCCAGCUUGUACUAGACAUUCCUGCCACGUUCGGUCUUGUGCAGCUUGUUUGUAUCAUCUAAACCCAGGCCAUUUGCCUACUCUAACUUGCGAGAGAAACUGUCAUUCCCACAGCAGUUCGGCUACCAAAUGCUGCGCCAAUGACGAGGGGUGCCUAGCUGAAGCAUUUGGAAAUUACUAUUCAAAAACAUUUGUUAAUUGUCCAGUUUGCCAUGGAGGUGUUUGUCAUAAUGUUAAAUGCAUCAAUUGUAAAGUAAACACGGAGGACUGUCUGAUGCAGGGGACUUGCUACAUAGAGGGUCAUCAGUGCCACGCUGGAAGGAAUGAAAUAUGCUGCAGAGACCAGCGAUGUAUCGAACAUGAAUUUUCGAAAUGUCAUACAACAACUACAUCGAGGACUUCGGAAACUACCAAUCAUACUAGAACUGAAACCACCUCAACGACUUCAACGACUUCAACGACACCAGUGUCUACACAAACGGCAACACAUCUCACGACUAAAUCACCACCCACAAUAACUACUACACGUGCCGCUCCUAAAACAACAAUUAAACCAUCAACAAACACUCAUUCAACGACAACAACUACUGAUUCAACGACUACAGUGGAAACGUCGACAACUACUAAGGAUAACUUCACAACCACAUUAAAGGAAGUCGUGUCGACGUCACAGAAUACACCGCUUUCAGCUUUGACCAAGUCAACCGUUUCUUCGACUACCUCUCAAAGUGUAAGUCAGAAAAUCUGUAAAGUUUGCGGUGACUACGAGAAUGGAAUACCAUGUGACAUUCGAGAUGUGUACUUGGGACCCUCGGUACAAUGUCCGCCUGGAACAGAAUUCUGCAUGACGGACAUAGUCCACGACAUUGCAGGAAAUGAUAAAAUUUUCAAAAGAUGUGUAGAUGAGACAAUAUGUAGAAAUGAAUGGUUGUCGCAGACCUCGGAUCAGGACAGGUGUACUCAGUUCGGCAAUGUCCCAGCUAGCGGUGCUUACUCUUGUCAUUUCUGUUGUACAACGAAUGAUUGCAAUCACGGACUGCUGCCCGACGUAUCAACAUUCUAUACUAGAUAGUGAUGGAAUAAAAUGCUAUAGAAAUAC